GUCUGCCACCAAGCUCCCAACUCGCCAGUGGACGGCGCGAGUGACCGCACGUGUUCGAUAUUCGAAUUUUAAAACAUCGAAUUUCAAUUAUUCUUAUUUGGAAAUAUUGUGAUUAUUUUUUUAUCGAUAUCCUUACGCUGGGAAAGAUGCGGCCCUACGUUUUUGGAAUUUUGAUGAUCCUUGCGUGUUCCUGUCUAGAAGUUCUGUCGCGGCCGUCAAACAAUGAGGUGGCGACAUCUAUCGACAAUCUAACAGAAACGCCAAUAGAACAAGAAAGAUCUUUGGCUUACGAUGAAACUAAUAGAGAGAACGAAGGUGUUACUAAAGAUAUAUUGGAAAAGAUAAAAGCUAUAAACGAUGCUCUCAAGAAACCCAGCAGACGUAAUCAAUUCCAAUGGAAUGCUCCACAUCAAACAGGAGGAGAAUAUGUUCUGGAUAAAGAAAUAUUAGAGAAACUGCAACAAGUAAUUGCUUCUGGCAAAUUAAAUUCCAAUUUAAAAAAUGUACAACAACAGGAGAGCAAUACAAUUUUCAAUGAAGAUGCUGAUGAUACCAGAUACUCAAGACAAUUGGCCUCUCUGUAUGGUGGGAACCAACCUCAAAUGACACCUGCGUAUAUCAUGAACAUGCCUGUUCUUAUCAUGCCACCGGUGAACAACAUGUACAGCAAUUACAUGAACCCUAUGGAAUAUAGCACAAAAAUUCAAACUAGACAAGAAGGUCCAACCUCACCAUUUCCUUCUUUUCCAUCUUUUCAGUGGCCCUUUGCGCAAUUUUUCCCCAUUCUUAUAAGAGAUCCGUUGCUAAGUAUCAUGAAUGGAGGAGGAUGGAGCAAUUUUGUUGAGGUUGGUCAAAGCGCUGACGUUUGUAGAAAACAAAAAUCUAACGAUCCAAACAUUAUAACUGAAAAUAAAAUCGAAGAUGAUGAAGUAAAAGUUGAAGAGCCCAGUGUACUUCCAGCUGUAGAAACAAGGACAAGACAAAAAAGAGCAGUUAGAAAACGUACAGUAGCUCAAGGAAGCAAAUUGCAAGAAAUUGAUGAACUGAAGUUAAACAAAUUCUUUACCAUAAAGCCUACAACUACAACACCAAAGCCCGCUAAAGUAGUGACACCAGACACCAAAACUGUUGGUCAUGACGAGGGAGACUUGCGAUUCCCUUUCUUAGAUUUAUUUGGAAAUAAAAACAAGAAGCCAGCUGGGCCUAGUUUCUACAUCAACAGGCUGAAGGUUAGGCGAGGAGGAGUAGCUAUCGCUGGUCCCGGAGGAGUGGCUACUGCUGGCAGAGGUGGGACCGCGAUCGUAGGCCCCGGCGGGCUAGCUUACACCCAACCAGGAGGACUCGCCGUAGCUGGACCCGCAGCGCAUGUAGUAGCAUUAUCAUCCGAAGCUGACCUUACUUCAGUUGCUCAUCGCCUACAGGAACAAAGUAAAAACGGACGAGGAAGCCGAGAGGACGGAGAAUGGAGCAGAAUGAAGCAGGAAUCAGAUCAGUACAUAUACGAUGGCAUGAAUUUUCAGGAAGAGCCCUUAAAGUUGGAGGAUACGACGUUCAUGCUAUUCAUUAAACCUGUAGCUCACGCUUUGAAUUCUAAAGGGACAGCUUUGGCAAAUCCCAUUUCCCAAGUUGUCAUAGCGAGAAACCAGAGUGGGACUAUACUUCAUGCGCCUCUAGCCACCGCUGUGGCAGGCCCUGGUGGCGUGGCUCAUGCUCAAUCAGUACAAUACGUACCAUUCUACGGAGGCGCCAAGGGUCAAUACCUAGAAAUAAAGAAAGACAACCUUGGCAGGAUAACUGGAGAAAAAAUUGUCUCAGAAGAAAAUAUCAGCAGUGAAAAUAUUCUCAAAAACAGCGAUGAGAAUCUUCUAGCCAAAGUAAUGGCUGCCAAUCUUCAAAAUCUGAGGAUGUUGUCAACGAAUUUGUUGAAAUUGCAUAAUAUUGGUCGUAAGACUGGGUCCUUAGGAGAUGUUGAGAAGAAUAGAUAUAAGACCCAGCUGGCUUCACUGGGUGAAGCUGCUUCGAACAUUAUUAAGCUGAUUGAAGAAGUAGAAGAUGUCGAUGUUCUGUUUAGGAAGAAUGCCACGUUGAGGACUAAGGGUGAAGAGGAUGAUGAUUAUAUUGCUGAAGAGGGUGUCGGCAUUGAAGCGUCUAGUGACGACAGUAGCGAAGCUCAAGAAUUUCUUGAAAAUGGCACCAUUGCUGAAGCCAAACCUGUUGGUCUAGCAGUUAUCGGUGAAAAUGGCCUGGCAGCUUCAAGACCACUGGCUACUGCUGUAGCCGCCUCAGGGGUGGCACUGGCCAGACCCGUAGCAACUGCCAUAGCCGGAGUAGACCCUUCAGCGUUAGGCAUUAGCUUCCAGUUGAACCAUUCCAAGAAGGCUUGAGGAAAAUAGGCUGUAAGAGUCUGCAUAAUGUCACGCCUGUUAAAUAUUUAGAAAGGGAUACAAAAAAUUAAGAUGGUAACGUGGGGCUAUCGCUAAAGAUUUGUCUUAAGUCUACUGCUUCACAAAUCUAUUCAUCAUUAGUAUUAAAAUACCUACAUUUUCAUUGGUCAUUCAUAACUCUCUCCAUUUUAAUGCACUCACUUUUUACUGCAGUAAAUUACAUAACCUGAGAAGUCACUUCAUCCAUCUUCGCCCCUAUUUCGUUAUAUUAUGCAUUUCAUAACAUUGUAAUUCAUAUUUCAAUUUUGCUACAUCAAGUUUAACAGUCUUCAUCUAAUCAUUCAUUUCCAUCUCAAGCAUUUCUUCAUUCUCACAACUAUACUUCUAUUCACCUCCAUGAAAAUCAAUGGCUAUUUCCAUUUUUCAUUUUCUAUCUUUGCAAAAAUAUUAAUAAUAAUGGGCGUGACAUUGUUUCAUCAAAUAGAAUUCAUUAAUCAUAAAUAGUCAUGUCACACGGCAGUGAUGCUUUUUACAUUCGAAGUAAGAUUUACUCAAUAAGGUGAAAUAAAUUACCAUUAGAAUAAGAGUGCCUGUAGACGGUUCAAUUUUCCAAAUGAAUAAUAAAAUUCUUUGGUGGAAAUUGAUCGUCUGAGUGACAAUAAGGUUGUGUCAUAAAUGUGUGAGCAAGUGGGAUAGAAUGUCUUGUGAAGACAAAAAAUUGUAUUUAUUAUUUAUUUAUAAUGAAAAUAAAAUGAGCAACGUGA
This is a messenger RNA of Helicoverpa armigera (cotton bollworm), 3148 nucleotides long. RefSeq lists its product as uncharacterized. The record is from RefSeq and is a predicted model, not a curated record. The transcript has 7 exons. Lineage: Eukaryota; Metazoa; Arthropoda; Insecta; Lepidoptera; Noctuidae. Bases 147 to 2384 code for a protein of 745 amino acids.